AUGUCAUCUACAGGUGCUAUAAAAGAUGAAUCUGAAGAUAAUGGAAACCUUUCUGAUGGGGGUGUUGAAUCGAACCAGGAGCUUGAGUCAGUGGAAGGACAAGAUCAGGUGAUAGAGAUGUAUAUGAAUGAGGAAGCCAGUGAACUUAAGAAAGAAAUAGAAGAACUAGAGCAUUUAUUGCAGGAUGAAGAGAAAUGUAGAGCUGCAAUCGCGAAGCUGAACCCCAACAAUAACAGGAGCCACGAAAGAAUAUUGGAAAUUAGUAAUAGGGUUAUGAACACUAGUAGGAGGGCAGGCAGUUUGUGCUUGAAUGAGCACAAAGGACGUGAAGGUCAAAUUCACAAUCAGAACAUGAAUAGGAUAACCCAUUUCCGACGAGUUUACAGACAUUUGAAAUUUGGACAAGUGGUGAUUAGUUCACAAGACUUAAAAGCUAACCAUUCGAUUCAGCAACAUGUGGAUAUUGUUACUCAGAAUCAAAAGUACAACAAAUUGGUGAAACUGUUGGAUGACAUCAUGGAUGGGAGUAGAACUCUAAUUUUUAUGGACAUGAAGAAAGGGUGUGACCAAAUCACCCGCCAGCUCAGAAUGGACGGGUGGCCCGCAUAUCAAUCCAUGGAGAUAAAAGUCAAGCAAAAAGAGAUUAGGAUUGGGAGAACAGGAAGAGUCAGGGCUAAAGGGACAGCAUACACUUUCUUUACAGCAACAAAUGCUCGGUUUGCUAAGGAACUUAUUGCCAUACUUCAGGAGGCCGGUCAGAAAGUCAACCCUGAUUUAGCGGCAAUAGGGCGAGGUGCACCUCCUCCACCCUCAGGUUCGUUUGGCCAGGAUAAGUUGGAUAAGGAACUAAAGUUUACAGCUUAUUCCAUGUGGCGGUGGACAAUACUGAGACAACUUGUAAUGUUGAUGAUAGCCAAAGCUGAACCCCAACACAGUACUUUGAUGGAACUUGUUCGUGUUCUUGCUCUAUCAUUUUCAAAUGAUGGAAAAUGUGUUAAGGUUUUUGUUCAAGGAUCCAUGGGAGAAGGAGCACUUGCAGGAAUGCCAUUACAGCUAGCUUGCAGGAACAAGAAAGAUUUUGGAGUACAUGGACUAGGAUCCCAAAUUGGUAUGGCAUUUUGGAUCCCCUUCAAAGGUGUCUCAAGACUAAGCUUAGAGCAAUGGUUGCAAGAGAUGAGUUCAAAAGAAGAAGAAACAAGGCUACAACUAUAG
Messenger RNA from Lactuca saligna, 1212 nucleotides. NCBI's taxonomy places the organism in Eukaryota, Viridiplantae, Streptophyta, Magnoliopsida, Asterales, Asteraceae. The record is from the annotation of a GenBank genome assembly.